CCGGAGAGAUACACCGCCGUUACAUGGCCGCGACAUCAAACUCAGGCGAAGAUCCGACUCUCUCUUAUCACCAUCACCGAUCUCCUUUUCGCUUCGAAUUACUUCAAUCUAUCUCUUCCUCUGAUCCUCUUUACUCUUCUCUAACUCCUUCUUCAACGAAUCGACCUUUCUCAGUCUCUCAAUCGCUUCCCAAUUCACAACAGUCUCCUCUAAUUUCAUCUCACUGGGACGAUUCUUACUCUCAAAUCACUCAGAAAGUUCAAAAGAGUAGAAAGAAUCAUCGAAUUCAGCUGGGAUCUAUUGCAAACAUGGCUGGAGAAAGCAUUGAUAUAGCUAAAGUAAUAGUGAAACAAGAGUCUUCUCCUCAAGAUAUUAAACGUGUAUACAACAAGUCAAAGGGUACUAAACAGUUAAAGGCUGGGAAGCGGGCGAAUGGCGAAGCACAGAAUGGUGGCUUAAAUGGAACUAGUAUUAACUGUCGUUAUGAUAGUUCUUUAGGGUUGUUGACGAAGAAAUUCGUCAAGUUGAUCCAGGAAGCUGAGGAUGGAACACUUGACCUUAACUAUUGUGCAGAUGUUUUGGAGGUACAAAAAAGAAGGAUAUAUGAUAUUACAAAUGUCCUUGAAGGAAUUGGAUUGAUAGAGAAAACUACAAAGAACCAUAUCCGCUGGAAGGGUGCUGACAAUCUUGGACAGAGAGACCUGGGAGAUCAAAUUGCUAGGCUUAAGUCAGAAGUAGAGAGUAUGCAAUCUGAGGAAAGCAGGUUGGAUGAUCUUAUAAGGGAAAGGCAAGAAGCUCUCAGAUCCUUGGAGGAAGAUGAAUAUUGUAGAAGGUACAUGUUUAUGACGGAGGAAGAUAUAACGAGUCUCCCACGGUUUCAGAACCAAACAUUACUAGCAAUUAAAGCUCCUACAGCUAGUUACAUCGAAGUUCCAGAUCCUGAUGAGAUGAGAUUUCCGCAACGACAGUACCGGAUGGUGAUUAGGAGUAGGAUGGGGCCGAUUGAUGUCUAUCUUUUAAGCAAAUACAAAGGAGACAGUGGGGAAACAAGUGACAAGUUGGGUCAUGAGUCUGAUCAAAAAGCUCCAUCUGGAGUGGACACUCCUUCCUUGAAAAUAGUAACUUCAGAUACUGAUUUAAAAGCAGAUUACUGGUUCGAGUCAGACGCAGAGGUGAGCCUCACAGAUUUAUGGAGCAACUUCAGCAGCUGAGAACAAAGUUAUUUGAAACCUCCAAUUCCAAUUACUGGAGGAUGAAUAAUAUAAAUUUUCAUGUUAC
Arabidopsis arenosa is the source of this 1278-nucleotide messenger RNA. Lineage: Eukaryota; Viridiplantae; Streptophyta; Magnoliopsida; Brassicales; Brassicaceae. The record is from the annotation of a GenBank genome assembly.